Copidosoma floridanum is the source of this 4211-nucleotide messenger RNA. RefSeq lists its product as uncharacterized. The record is from RefSeq and is a predicted model, not a curated record. NCBI's taxonomy places the organism in Eukaryota, Metazoa, Arthropoda, Insecta, Hymenoptera, Encyrtidae.
UGAAUAUGUGUGUGCUUUUCGCGUGUAUAGAUAGUAUAACCUUUACUCGUAGCAAGAUUGCCGAUAUUGCCCCCGCGGGAGCAACAAUUUAAAAAGCUACGGCCAGUCGCGAAAAAUCACUGCGGAGAACGCGCCGGUGGUGCAACAGCAGAUGAGUUGUACGACGUUCGAAAUUCGGUUUCGGUAUGGAGUAGAGUAGGCACAAAUUUCCCGUGAAAAUGUAACAAGGCAUAAAUCUUUCGAAAUUCAAGUUCAAUCGACAUCAACGCAACAGUAUCGAAAAAAAUAAUCACGAGGAUGCCAGCGGCGGUAUGGGACUGGUGCAACUCGUUGCAGAGGUCGGUGCAGGACCUCUUCAAGAACAAGGAGGGCCUGCACGACACGCCCUACCUGUCGGCGAUCCAGGCGCUGAAGGGCAAAACCCCGGGGAGCAAGCGCGCCGAGCUGAACGCGCUGCUGCUAGCCACCAUCACCGACAUUCGGGAGAAAAACGGGGUCGCCCUAGAGCACGAGUACCGCGACGUCCCCGCGGGCUUGGUGCCACUGGCGCGCGCGGUGAUAGGCAACGCCCUCGGGAACAAGGACCUCGUCAUCGAGAGCCUCGAGUCGGAGGACCCCGCGGUGAACAAGGUAGCCCUGGCCGCGCGCUGGUUCUUCGACGGCGCCAACAGCUACGUCAGUGCCCAGUACUUCACUUACAAAUUCCUGCCACGGGUGUCGCUGCGCACGCGCCGAGCCAUCGCCAGGAACCUGGCGCGCUCGCUCCUCGGCCACGAGCUCAAGGCCGAGCAGUUCUUCGAGGCCAUCGCCGACGCCUACGGCUACAAACUCGCCGUGCCCCUGCUCGUCGCGUGCUCGCCCGGCUUCGUCUACGACAAGAUACUCGAGCACAAGAUCAUCCUGACCGUCGGCAUGCUCGACAAGCUGUACGAUAGGCAGCCCUCGGUGGCUUUGAGGUACCUGCAAUUGGCCAACCCGAAAAACGAGGAGAACGCAAGGGACCGGAAAAUCAUAGACGUCAGGGUGUUCACCUACGACUCGUUCGUUCCGAAACUCGUGAAAAAGCAUCCCCGGGUGUUCCAACAGUUGUACGAGCUGACUCCGGAUAGGGCCCUAGUGCUUUCCAAAACGAGGGCUGGGCACUUUUUGAGGAGCCUCAAGGACGUGCUGGUGGAAAAGCCCCGCGUUUACCUCAAGCUGCUGCCCCUGGAGCUGGUCAGCAAGACCCUCGACAGAGAGCAGUUUGAGCGGAUGUUCGAGAACCUGUUCGACACCGACAGGGAGGCCUUCGACCUGGAGGAGAUGCUCGACUACCUGGACCACUACGAGCACGGCGACAGAGUCAAGUUGAUCGUGGAAAAGUACAGGGAGGUCUACAAGGCGGAAUUCCCGAUCGACAAGUGGUUCUGCACGACCCAGAAGACCAAGUUUGCGGAGCUGCUGUCGGCCGAGGAGAGGGAGGCCCUGGCCGAGCGCAAUAUGCAGACGCACAGGGACUUCCCGGAGAUGGUCAAGGUUAUAAGAUCGUACCUGCCCCCUGGGAAACUGCUGCCAGGGCUCAAGAGCGAGAUACGCGAGCUGAGUAACCCAGCCGACAGGGAGGCCGUGUUUGUGUCCAUGGUGGUCUCGUGCAAGGUGUACCGAAGCCCGGACCACCUGCUGGAGGUGCUCAAUUAUUACCACAACACGCACAAGAACGAGAGAAUGUCGACCCUGGGCGCGAUAUUCCAGGCCCUGCAGUUCCACUGGGCGACCACGGUCCAGCUCCUCGAUGACCGCCACUGGGGCACGAUCAUGAGAAUUAUCGGGCACGUCCACGCCAAGGGCGAGCUGUUUUCGACCCAGCUCGGCGCGACCGAGUGGAUCCUCGAGAACGCGGCCCGGUACUACCUGAGCCUCGGCGACGAGAGCAGUUGCCCGAAGGAGACUAUCGCCCUUUUGCUCGCGAUCAAGGUCGAGCACUGCUUCCCGAACUGGAACGUCGUCGAUGGUGGCGGACGCGAGCUCGAGAGACGUGGCAUGGAGCUGAUGUUCAGCGCGGCCUCGAUCAAGUACCCGGAAUCCCACGAGGUCUGGAAGGACUCGAACCGCCAAGUGUCCGUGGCUCUGGAGGUCCUAAAAUCCAUCGACGCCUACAACAAACGACACUACCCGCUGACCAAGAGGACGAUGAGGCGGAAAAGCGCGGAAGAGCGUCGAGAGCUCGAGAAGGGCAAGUGGAGGAUCGAGUUAGUCCCGUGGCUAGAGUCCACGGUGGUCAAACUCCUCUCGGACGCGAGUGCGCGCCAGUCCUACCGAAAGCGCGUGCUCCGCGAGCUCGUGGAGAAGAGCUUCCCGGAGUUUUACGCGUCGAGGAUCAGCGACCCGGACGAGGUGCAGGACAUCGAGUCCGGCAGAGCCAUGGCUCUCUUGAGGCACGAUCCGAGGCGGAUCCUUCUCAAUUGGGAGGCCUACCUGCAGCAGGCGGUUGACAAAUUGUCGAUGAGCAAGGGUAGCAGAGCGGCGAGGCGCUUCAUCGCGGCCACCAAGUGGCACAGCGAAAUACCCGUGAGGUUCGUCGAGCGCAGCGUAGCCCGGAUCAAGGACAGAGGCUACGUGAUCGUGCUCGGGAUCCUCCUGGAGGGCGACUCGCUCGGCAAGAUCUUGCUCACGACCCUGGACAACGUCGACGAGGUGCUGAAGGUCGACGCGAGCGAGGAGGGGGCUCGCGACAAGUUUGCCCACACCAAGGACAUUCUUCAAGCCCUGAAGCUCGCCAAUCCGCCCAUCUUGCUCGGCUUCCUGCUGCGCUUCGUCAACUCGGAGUUCAUCCAGCACGCCGAGUCUACCCUGACCUCCUUGGCGCAACGCGUCUCCGCCGAACGUAUGUCAAACUUUUCGCGUCGGCUGACCGAGAGCCCCAAGAUAUCCGCCAAGAAGCUGGGCAUCCGGCUGUACAAGCUGACCGCCCCCCUGGACGAGUACUUUAAGUUCCUCAAGCAGCAGUACGAGGGAGAGACGAACCCGGGACUGCGCUUCGUCGUGACUAAGAUGAUCCUGCGCGUCUUCGAGGAGGCCCCGAACCAGAGGAGCUGGGAACUCGCGAGGAACGCCAUGCGCCAGAGCACGGCCAACAACUUGGUGGCGCUGUCGAGCCUCUUCGACAACCUCGGCGCCGUGCACAGGCUCUACCUGUCCGACUACGUGGCCGAGUACCUGGAUACGGUCGAGGUGCUCGCGGCCAAGGGUCUACCCCUUGGCGCCAAAAACAACAUCGUCAGCUCGCUCAUCGAGAGCUUGGACGCCAAGCGCACGACCUUUCUCUCCGAGGAGGUCGUCACGCGCGUGUUGACCGGAUACUUCUUCAAUCCCGGGACACCCGACGUCAACCGCGUGGCCCAGAGAUUCGCCGUGGCCCACUACCUCCUGCCGGCCAAGGAAAACGCGUUCCCGAAGAGGCUCCAAGUCGUUGCCGGCUUGGUCAAGCUCAUCCUGGACCAGUAUGGCCAGCCGGACCCUGACAAGCCCGGCUACUACCCAGCCGACGAGAGCGUCCACAAGUUCUUCGUCUCCCUGGUGCUGGAGCUCGAGUACGGGCAGUCACCAUUCAGGAAUCGGCAGGUGGUCGACAGCUUCCUGAAGCUGUUGCAGGCGUCCUUGAAGGACCACCAGGCGCUGCCCUCGAGGAUCCGGCUGAGCCUCUACAGGGAGUACAUGCUCUCGCGCAAGAUGUCCGCGGAGGACUUUGGCAGCCGGUGCGUCGCCUGCGCCCGGCACUUUGUCGACAAGUACUCGAACGUCGUCACCCACGACGUCGCCAGGUCGCUGAAGGAGAUCAUCGGCGAGCAGCGCAAGGCCCCGAGUUACCAGCUCGGUGUGGUCGAGGGACUGACGCGCAGCGGAGAUCGCGUCGGCAGCCUCUUGGCUGUGCUAUUACUCGGUUCCCUGAGCGUUGACGCCGACGCUGACAACUACGAGGCGGUGAUAGCGCUUCUGCGCGGUGUAAAAGACGACGCGGUGCAGGCGUACUUGGACAUGUUGCUGAGCGGGGCCGGCGAGACUUGGCUCUGAGCAUGUGUGUACAUUAUACUCGAUCGAUCGUCCCGGGGUCGUGCGAACGUCAAUUGUAUAUGAUUCCCGAAAGUGUAUUAUUUACCCAUGUAUGUACAGGAAGAGGGAAAAUGUAAUAGGAAUUAUGUAAUAAAAUGCUUUUUUUUUUGUUUUUUGAUGAA